Messenger RNA from Coregonus sp. 'balchen', 11042 nucleotides. The record is from the annotation of a GenBank genome assembly. Lineage: Eukaryota; Metazoa; Chordata; Actinopteri; Salmoniformes; Salmonidae.
AACGCCCCCCUCUGCGCUGCGCUAACUCAUAUCGUCCCGGGCACGCAGUGUUUUGAAAUAAGACAAGAUGUCUGCCGGAACAGUGCUAACGACGAACGAGCGUCAUAUUCGAGAUAAUAACUACAACAACAAUCUUCCAGAGGACCGAAUGGACGUUGAAAUCGACCCAGGACACAACGUAACGGACCGGGAAGACUUGGACACCGGAAUACAAGCCCCUUGUUCAUCUAACGGCAGUGGCGGGGAGGAGGACGAGUCGGAGGCCAUUGAUCGAGAAAGAGAAGCCAGGGGCUCGAUUCCUCAGCGCAACGGGGAAGGAGUGUUGUCGGGCAGGGAGCAAGAGGUGUCAGUCGAAAUCGGAGAGACGUAUUUAUGUCAGCGAGCCGACAAGACAUGGCGUAAGUAUUUGUUUAUAAGUCAAUAAUAGUUAGCUACGUUUGAAAAGGCUGUAAUGUAGCGGCAGAACACUAGUGUAUUUAUCAGUGCGUCCCGACUGGUUCACCAUCUUCAGACUGAUAGAGAACUUAGUCACGAAAUGUUUAACUGUGCAGGUAUUUUAUCGACUUGUUGUUGGUGAUCUCAAGUUCAAGUUUGCUUCUUGGACAUUAGAUUUGUGAAGUUGUGGUUUUGUUUAUAGUGUACAUUGAAGGCCAUCAAGUUCUAUGAGCUGUAAACUAGCUAGCUAGAUGUGUUUUUUUUUUUUUACUGAGAUCGCUACAGUUAAUUCAGUAAAACUCAACCUCUUUCUUUCAGAUUCUGCUGAAGUUAUCCAGUCCAGGCUGAACGAACAGGAGGGCAGAGAGGAGUUCUACGUACACUAUGUUGGAUGUGAGUGGGACACACACACACACACACACACACACACAGUACUUCCAUGCUCCUCUAUCUUUUCAUACACCUCUCCUUCUACUUUCCUCUACCUCCCUUUAUCAUGUCUUCCUUCUCCUCCUCCACCCCUCUCUCUCUACCUCUCCCCUGGCCCUGUAGUUAACAGACGUCUGGAUGAGUGGGUGGGCAAGGCUCGCCUGGCACUGACCAAGACGGCGAAGGACGCAGUGACAAAAAUCGCUGAGGGGGGAGGAGGGGGCGAGCUGGGGGAACAGCCUGAGAGGAAGAUCACCCGCAACCAGAAACGCAAACAUGAUGAGAUCAACCACGUGCAGAAGGUAGGCUAGUGCAGGAGGUUCUAGUGGUGAACACAGCAGCCUGAGCCUCUGGACUACAUACCCCCACGGCGGGGGAUCAAAUCCACUUUGUACAUUUCUAAACUGUUCUUCUGUCAGUCAGAUGAGUUAGAUUCAGAUAUUAAAUGGGCUCCUCUCACCCUCCAGACGUACGCAGAGAUGGACCCCACCACAGCUGCCCUGGAGAAGGAGCAUGAGGCUGUAAGCAUGUGUAGUUCUAAUGUUAGACACCAUUUUGAUAAAUGUAGUAGUAAAACAAUACAAUUCCUAGAGCGGGGAGAAGUAUAAAUGUGUCCUUGCCUCGCUCCCUCUCACCCAGAUCACUAAAGUGAAGUACGUGGACAAGAUCCAGAUUGGUAACUUUGAGAUUGACGCCUGGUACUUCUCCCCAUUCCCAGAGGACUACGGCAAGCAGCCCAAGCUGUGGAUCUGCGAGUACUGCCUCAAGUACAUGAAGUACGAGAAGACCUUCAGAUACCACCUGGUCAGUGACUUUCAGCUUCAACAGUUUAAAAGCACUGUUAGCUUCAGCAUUGCUGUUGGCUUUCAUUACCAUCUAGCAUUGGAGACUAGCACUUCUAUUUUACCAAUAUAUAGUUGAAAAGCUUUGAACCACAUACUCAUGUUUCAUCCUUCUCCACCUCUACUUCCUCUCUACCUUUCCUCUCUUCCUCACUGAAUCUGAUCCUCCAGUCCCAAUGUCAGUGGAGGCAGCCUCCUGGGAAAGAGAUCUACAGGCGGAGCAACAUCUCUGUUUACGAAGUGGACGGACGUGACCACAAGGUAAGAACACAGGAGGCAGGACCAGACCACAGAGAAUGAUCCCAAACUGUGGCCUGAAAGCAACUGGGAACAAUAACAACCUAGACCUCUCAACUUAGGUCUCGGGGGUACCCCUGGUUUGCAUAUGUUUGUUCCAGCCCAGCACUAACACACCCGACUCUACUUCAUUGAGCAUCUGCAAAAUGUAUUAAAAUGAACAAACCCACUGAUGGUAAUACUGACCCUUGUCUCUUUCUGUAGAUCUACUGUCAGAACCUGUGUCUACUGGCCAAGCUCUUCCUGGACCACAAGACCCUGUACUUUGACGUGGAGCCUUUUGUCUUUUACAUCCUAACUGAAGUCAACAGGCAGGGAGCACACAUAGUGGGAUACUUCUCCAAAGUAAGCACUGGUCCCAGUACUGGGAUGGGGUUAUAUGGGAGCACACAUAGUGGGAUACUUCUCCAAAGUAAACACUGGUCCUAGUACUGGGAUGGGGAUAUCUGUGGCUGCUUGUCCAAAGUAAAAACUGAUAUCUGUAAUGUAGCUGUUUUUUGGGGGGGGAGAUUAGUAACAGAUUUUUGUAUUUUAUUUUUUUGUAUUUAGCAGACGCUCUUAUCCAGAGCGACUUACAUGAGCAAUUAGGGUUAAGUGACUUGCUCAAGGGCACGUCGACAGAUUUUUCACCUAGUCGGCUCCGGGAUUAGAACCAGCGACCUUUCGGUUACUGGCGCAACACUCUUAACCACUAAGCUACCUGAUUGUUAUUCAAAUGUCUCAUGUCUUGAGGAAAGUCCCAAAUCUGAAGGAAAUUGUUAAUUGUUUUAGGUGAACAGGUAACUGGUAUAGUAUUGGCCUAUAAAAGCUGAGCCUGUUAUGUGUGAUCCACAGGAGAAAGAGUCGCCAGAUGGGAAUAACGUGGCGUGUAUCCUCACCCUCCCGCCCUACCAGCGCAGAGGUUACGGAAAGUUCCUCAUAGCCUUCAGUGAGUGGGAUAUACACACACACACACACACACACACACACACACACACACACACUAGAGCUGGGUAAUAUGGACAAAAAUCAGAUAAAUUGACUGAAUUAUAAGGUUAACGAUAAAUUGUACGAUAAGUUAAUACAAUUAUUAUGCACCAGUUAUUUUAUUUUACCCUUUAAACUACUACUGCUACUUUGAAUGUUAGCAAUUGUCCCGUUAGAAAUAGCUCAUAUUAGCAGGCUUAGGCUUAUUCCAUUUCAAACUCCACAUUGCUCCCGUAAAGGCUACUUAUCGUUAUUAUCGAUAUCAGUAAAAUGUUGUCGCUAAAUGGUCGGUUUGGUUGGUGACGAUCAUUUUCGGUUUAUCGUCCCAGCUAUAACACACACUAUCACGUGCUCUCUCUCUCUCCCUCUAGGUUAUGAGCUGUCUAAAUUGGAGAGUACAGUGGGUUCUCCAGAGAAGCCCCUGUCAGACCUGGGCAAGCUAAGCUACAGGAGCUACUGGUCCUGGGUGCUGCUUGAGAUCCUCAGGGACUUCAGGGGCACGCUCUCCAUCAAAGACCUAAGGUAAACACACACACACACAACCUUUUUCAUUUCACCAUUUCGGAAAGUAUUCAGACCCCUUGACUUUUUCCACAUUUUGUUACGUUACAGCCUUAUUCUAAAAUGGAUACAAUUGUUUUUCCCCCCUCAUCAAUCUACACACAAUAGCCCAUAAUGACAAAGCAAAAACAGGUUUGUAGAAACUUUAGCUAAAAAAAAGUAUUCAGACCCUUUACUCAGUACUUUGUUGAAGCACCGUUGGCAGCAAUUACGGCCUCAAAUCUUCUUGGGUAUGAUGCUACAAUCUUGGCACACCUGUAUUUGGGGAGUUUCUCCCAUACUUCUCUGCAGAUCCUCUCAAGAUCUGUCAGGUUGGAUGGGGAGCUAUUUUCAGGUCUCUCCAGAGAUGUUGGAUCGGGUUCAAGUCCGGGCUCUGGCUGGGCCACUCAAGGACAUUCAGAGACUUGUCAUGAAGCCACUCCUGCGUUGUCCUGUUGGAAGGUGAACCUUCGCCCCAGUCUGAGGUCCUGAGCACUCUGGAGCAGGUUUUCAUCAAGGGUCUCUCUGUACUUUGCUCCAUUCAUCUUUCCCUUGAUCCUGACAAGGCUCCCAGUCCCUGCUGCUGAAAAACAUCCCCACAGCAUGAUGCUGCCACCACCGUGAUUCACCAUAGGGAUGGUGCCAGGGUUCCUCCAGACAUGAUAGUUGUCCUUCUGGAAGGUUCUCCCAUCUCCACAGAGGAACUCUGAAGCUUUGUCUGAGUGACCAUCGGGUUCUUGGUCACCUCCCUGACCAAGGCCCUUCUCCCCCGAUUGCUCAGUUUGGCCGGGCGGCCAGCUCUAGGAAGAGUCUUGGUGGUUCCAAACUUCUUCCAUUUAAGAGUGAUGGAGGCCACUGUGUUCUUGGGAACCUUCAAUGCUGCAGACAUUUUUUGGUACCCUUCCCCAGAUCUUUGCCUUGACACAAUCCUGUCUUGGAGCUCUAUGGAUAAUUCCUUUGACCUCAUGGCUUGGUUUUUGCUCUGACAUGCACUGUCAACUGUGGGACCUUAUAUAGACAGGUGUGUACCUUUCCAAAUCAUGUCCAGUCAAGGUGUAGUAAACCGGAUGCACCUGAGCUCAAUUUCGAGUCUCAUCGCAAAGGGUCUGAACACUUAUGUAAAUAAGGUAUUUCUGUUUUUGCAUUUUUUAUAAAUUUGCAGACAUUUCUAAAACACUGUUUUCGCUUUGCCAUUAUGGGGUAUUGUGUGUAGAUUGAUUUAAUCAAUUUUAGAAUAAGUCUGUAACGUAACAAUGUGGAAAUACUUUCCGAAUGCACUGUACAUCCUCAUGGAUGUGAAUAUCCAUCCACUUGCACAUACACAUCAUAGGUACACUUGCAUUCACUUGUACAUAUGCCAAGUACUUCCACGUCAUACCUGUACACAUAUGACCUCACACACACUCAGCCCCAGAUUCUCAAUGCUCUUCCCCCUCCACAGUCAGAUGACCAGUAUCACCCAGGGUGACAUCAUCAGUACGCUGCAGUCCCUCAACAUGGUGAAAUACUGGAAGGGCCAGCACGUCAUCUGUGUCACGCCCAAACUGGUUGAAGAACACCUCAAGAGUGCCCAGUACAAGAAGCCGCCAAUCACAGGUAGACACGUUACCUUUUCACUUCCUAAAUGGUACCCUAUUCCCUAUAUAGUGCACUAUUGACCAGAGCCUGAAUAGCCCCCCCCCAGGGUGGCAGGUAGCCUAGCGGUUAAGAACGUUGGGCCAGUAAUUGAAAGGUCGCUGGUUCGAAUGCAUAGUCACUUUACCCCUACCUACAUGUACAAAUUACCUCGACUAACCUGUAUCCCCGCACAUUGACUCGGUACCGGUACCCCCUGUAUAUAGCCUCGUUAUUGUUAUUUUAUUGUUACUUUUUAUUUUAUACUUUAGUUUAUUUAGUAAAUAUUAUCUUAACUCUAUUUCUUGAACUGCAUUGUUAGUUAAGAGCUUGUGAGUAAGCAUUUCACGGUAAGGUCUACACCUGUUGUAUUUGGGCCCAUGUGACAAAUCAAAUUAGAUUUGAAUCCCUGAGCCGACAAGGUGAACAAUCUGUUGAUGUACCCUUGAGCAAGGCAUUUAACCCUAAUUGCUUCAGGGUCGCAGUCAAUAAUGGCUGAUCCCUGGCUCUGACCCCACUCUCCGAGGGUGUCUCAGGGAUAUGCAAAAAAACCAAAUGUCCAAUUCACACGCGUAUAAUACACACUUGUACAUGUGUGAAAUAGAACAAAUCUAAGCACCCACCUAAUUAUUAUUAUUCCCUAUAUAGUGCACUAUAUAGGGAAUAGGGUGCCAUUUGAGACAAACCCCCAGUCCUCUCCUUAGUGAGUACUUAUCUGAAGGACUUGAUAAGUGAAAGCAAGAAGGAAAACACAGAAUUUAAAGACUUGUGGGUCCCACCACAGCCACAUCUCUCCUUCUUUCUCCCAGUCCCACUCUCUCCUGUUUCUCACUGUUCUCUUUGACUUGGCACAGCUGAAAGAAGGGUGUGUGUUGUGUGCAUUAAUGUGUAUAAAGUAGUGCUGAGCUAAUUGACAGAUGUCGGUUCAAUUAUUUGAAUUUCAUUUCGUUCGGUUUUUUGUCUGUGAGCUCAAUGCUCAGUUUCUCUAGAGAUAAAUCAGAUCAAGCCCGAACUGUGCGACGUAGUAGGGAGUUGUAGUUUCCAACAGGCCAAUAUUCUACGUAGUUUAGCGCAGAAAAUGGGGUAAUUAACUACAAUGACCAUAAUUCAUUGCGCGCCUACUUGUCCGGUCUAUGUGGGGCAGAUACGGAGAGGGAGGGAAGAGACAGACGGUGUUUUCCAUUUUCCACUUCAUAUUAGCUAGGCAACUUUUCAUUUAAGUUUAAAUUCGCUAGUCCGUCGAGCCCUCUCCUGCUAGAAUGAACGAUAUGCAUCUUCUAGCGAUCUGUUGAUAGGAUAGGUGCUUGUCCAGUAACAAAUCGAGCGACGACAGGGAAGUGAAAAGAGAGGAAGAGGCGAAGCGAGAGGUUUCACUCUUGCCAAAAUCUGUCCAAAAUAAGCCCAAUGUGUUUCUAUGGGCUUAUUUUGGAGCUAAGCUUGUCGCCUGCUAUUGUUAGGGCGAAGACAUGAGCAUCUCCUCAUUAUAUACAGAUCUGUGGUUGCAGUCAAAUAUCUUUACACGGAGGAGGGAGAGAGCAUGAUGCUCUUUAAUUUGCCCGACCAAUGUAAUGUAAGUGGUAACGAUGAGUUGAAAUCCACGACUUAGCCGAACUAUUGUUUUCUGACAGUCAGUUAUUUUCUUUCGCGUGUUUCACAUAGCCAGCCACACAGAGUCAUGACACAUAGUAGAUUAUUUAUUUUGCGUUGCUUGACAACUUAAGAGCAAGUGUUGACUAGUUUAUAAAAGGUGUGGAACUGACUGAAUAGAGGUGAUCUCCUAUAUCCUUUGCCCAUAGAUCAUGCGAUAUGGUUAUAUGUCCAUGGUAUCACAUCGGGACAAGUAAACCAAAGGGUUUCCUUUCCUAGGAUGUCGGGGCUUGCCAGACAGUGACACUAAAGUGAGUGACUCUCGUCUCGUCAGUCACUGUAGCCUAUCGAAUCGCAUCGGUGAGAAAGCCGUUCAUUUGGCUCCCUAAUUUGGAUAGGUUAUUGGGAGGCCUAGUCUUUUUGGCGAUUAUCUACAGAUACAUUAUGAAAACAUUCGAUGAAGAUGUUUUCAUCGAAUGUUUUGACCGCAGCAAUGGGUAGUGGAGAGCCUAAUUCUGGCCAAAAUAUGGAAUCCAGGCAUUAAAAUGGGAUUCAACAAUAUUAAAACAUGUAUUGCCUUAGUAGAGAAUCAACUAAAUGUAUUAAUUAAUUGCCCAAGUUUAUCAUAAGACAUGAACAGAAUGCAUCAGUGAUUUGUAUUUCUUGCAACUUUCUGAAUAAACAACGAGAAUUCCCCUGUAUGUGCGGUGUACGCAUCUAACACUUUGUGUAGCCGUUAGCAAUGAUGCUAAUGAAAAGUAUUCUGGUAGAUGGAAAGGCUUUCCCAAAAACUAAUUAAAUGGUAACUAGAAAGUAGCCUAUACUUACCUGGCAGAAUGAUAUCAUGAUUAUUUUCAUAAAUCCAGUGGGUAUUUGUUUCUACCAUCACGUGCCCUACAAAAACACAGCUAAACAACAGCCUCUUGCUAGGUGCACACUUGAAUUAAAGGGUAACUACACCCAGAAAUAAAAAUGGAUGAGAUUUUUUCCCAGACCUUAGAAGUGGUCUCCUGAUGUGGUUUAAGCUUUGUAACAUACAAUUUAGUUGUUUUUCUAUUAACAAAGUGUGACUUUAAGAGCGAAAACCUGAGUGGCGCAGCGGUCUAAGGCACUGCAUCGCAGUGCUAGAGGCGUCGCUACAGACCAGGGUUCGAUCCCGGGCUGUAUCACAACUGGCCGUGAUCGGGUGUCCGAUAGGGCAGCACACAAUUGGCCCAGCGUUGUCCAGGUUAGGGGAGGGUUUGGCCGGGGUCAUUGUAAAAAAGAAUUUGUUCUUAACUGACUUGCCUAUUUAAAUAAAGGUUAAAUAAAAAAUAAAAAUUGUGGAAAAACUCAAAUCUGGAAAAACACCUUUUUAUUUUUCAAGAUAAUGUGAGCUAUUUACUUCAUUUUUCUGUUUUAAUAAAAUACAUAAUUUGAAGAACAAACAUCAUUGUGGCAAUUCAUACAGUAAAACUGUAAAUAACACUUUAAUCUCGAGAUGACAGGUAAAAUGUUAAACGCUAAAUGUUAUCUUACUUAGAAAAUAGUCCUGAUCAUAUAGGCCAAAACCUAGGCAAUAUCCAAAACAACUAACAAUACACUGCCCCCUAACCCCCCAAUCCAAUCUGGGAGGUAAAGUAAUCAGUAAUUUUGCUGUGUAUUUCAGAUGGAAUCAAGGCAUUAGAAUGUGCCAUAGGCAAAAAAAGGUCUUACCCAGAGGUGCAACCUUAUUCACAUAAGUAUUCAGACCAUUUGCUAUGAGACUUGAAAUUGAGCUCCGGUGCAUCCUGUUUUCAUUGAUCAUCCUAGAGAUGUUUCUACAACUUGAUUUUGAGUCAACCUGUGGUAAAUUCAAUUGAUUGGACAUGAUUUGGAAAGGCACACACCUGUCUAUAUAAGGUCCCACAGUUGACAGUGCAUGUCAGCGCAUAAACCAAGCCAUGAGGUCGAAGGAAUUGUCCGUAGAGCUCCGAGACAGGAUUGUGUCGAGGCACAGAUCUGGGGAAGGGUACCAAAACAUUUCUGCAGCAUUGAAGGUUCCCAAGAACACAUUGGCCUCCAUCUUUCUUAAAUGGAAGAAGUUUGGAACCACCAAGACUCUUCCUAGAGCUGGCCGCCUGGCCAAACUGAGCAAUCGGGGGAGAAGGGCCGUGGUCAGGGAGGUGACCAAGAACCCGAUGGUCACUCUGACGGGGCUCCAGAUUUCCUCUGUGGAGACGAGAUAACCUUCCGGAAGGACAACCAUCUCUGCAGCACCACCAAUCAGACAUUUAUCGUAGAGUGGCCAGACGGAAGCAACUCUUCAGUAAAAGGCACAUGACAGCCCGCUUGGAGUUUGCCAAAAGGCAACUAAAGGACUCUCAGACCAUGAGAAACAAGAUUCUCUGGUCUAAUGAAACCAAGAUUGAACUCUUUGGCCUGAAUGCUAAGUGUCACGUCUGGAGGAAACCUGGCACCAUCCCUACGGUGAAGCAUGGUGGUGGCAGCAUCAUGUUGUGGGGAUGUCUUUCAGUGGCAGGGACUGGGAGACUAGUCAGGAUCGAGGGAAAGAUGAACGCCGCAAAGUAAAGAGAGACCCUUGAUGAAAACCUGCUCCAGAGUGCUCACGACCUCAGACUGGGGCGAAGGUUCACCUUCCAACAGGACAACGACCCUGAGCACACAGGCAAGACAACGCAGGAGUGGGUUCGGGAAGAGUCUCUGAAUGUUCUUGAGUGGCCCAGCCAGAGCCCGGACUUGAACCCGAUCUAACAUCUCUGGAGAGACCUGAAAACAGCUGUGCAGCGACGCUCCCCAUCCAACCUGACAGAGCUUGAGAGGAUCUGCAGAGAAGAAUGGGAGAAACUCCCCAAAUAAAGGUGUGCCACACUUGAUGCGUCAUACCCAAGAAGACUCAAGGCUGUAAUCGCUGCCAAAGGUGCUUCAACAAAGUACUGAGUAAAGGGUCUGAAUACUUAUGUAAAUAUUAUAUAUUGUUUUUUUUUUAAUAUUAAUUUUGCUGAAAUUUCUAAAAACCUGUUUUUGCUUUGUCAUUAUGGGGUAUUGUGUGUAGAUUGAUGAGGGGUAAAAACAACAAUGUAAUCAAUUUUAGAAUAAGGCUGUAAUGUAACAAAAUGUGGAAAAAGUGAAGGGGUCUGAACACUUUCCGAAUGCACUGUGUGAUAAGCAGUAAUGGGCAGUCACUACCAUCAUGGGACUUUUUAUUAAUUGUUUUAUUCUGUGUUACAAUAUUCAACCCACAAAUGCAUAGUGCAUUUUAAUGUAAAAAAUGAAAACAGGAUUAUUUUUAAAAUAAUUGUACCGAACCGACCUCAAAGCCGUAAUCGCUCAGCACUAGUAUACAGUAUGCUGUUGUCUCAUGAGGAUGACGUCAUAGUACCACUCUGUGUGUGUGUAAGCCUGACUAGUGUUUCUCUUGUCUCCUCAGUUGACACAGUGUGUCUGAAAUGGGCCCCACCCAAACAUAAGCAAGCCAAGUUCUCCAAGAAGUGAGGGGAGGAGCUGCUGACAUCAUGCCAGACCACCCAACCAACCCACACACGCAUGGUAUUCAUUCUCCAAAUCCCUCCUUCCCUCCACUUGUUUUAUUUUUCCCCAGUUUAAACUAUUUGUUGUAAAGAGGAACCAACAUUAUAUAUAGUAUAUUACUAGCAUCCUUCAGUCUUUUUUCAGUUUUUUUAAUAAACAAGAAUAGUGAUAUUCACUUGGAUGGUCUUUUCUCUUUCAUUGAACCUAGUGAUUUGUACUGACAUGAUUUCUACUCGACUCAAUAGCAGUGUUUCUCCUAGAUAUAUUUUCCCCUUGGCGGGGUGCAAAGGCACCUGAAGCAACUACUAUGAAGACUGAGUGAAGACUACUCCUAUAUGCUUUAAAAAUACCGCUAAUAACAAUCAGGGAUGCAAUAAAAAAAAUGGCAAAAUUGUUAAAUAACAAUGGUAUUAUAUGGCACACAGUUGUUACUCAAUUGUGUGAAGUGAUAUGACAUGAAGUGAGAGAAAGCAGUUGGUAUUAGAUUUCACAUGGAGGCAUUAGGUAUUUUCUCAACAAAUUCCCGUAAGACACUUGUCUUAACGACUUUGCCUAUAAAGUCAUGGUGGUGAUAAGAAGUUAAAGGAAUUGAAUGGGACGGCAGGGGUGGACAACACUCCUCCUAGUGUUAGGUUUGCAGACUUUUGCUCUAACAUACCUGAAUACCGGUACACUUACUUUACCUGGCUACUCACCCACAUCGCUCCGGCCAACUAACGCUUCUUCUCCACCAUGAGUCUGGAUUUGCCUCCUCGACAAUUUCUAGAAUGCGAACACAUUCAGACCGUUCUGAUUGGUCCCAGAAACCGAUGGGUUGGGCCA